This is a messenger RNA of Paralichthys olivaceus (Japanese flounder), 4348 nucleotides long. The record is from RefSeq and is a predicted model, not a curated record. NCBI's taxonomy places the organism in Eukaryota, Metazoa, Chordata, Actinopteri, Pleuronectiformes, Paralichthyidae.
CAGCAUGACGGACCAACACCAUGACGGAGCAGAGGCGGAUGCAGAGGACACUGAUGAGCUUCUCUACACUGAUCUGAAUGUCAGCAGCAGUGUGUUGGACCUGGAGCCUCAGCCUCUCAGGCUGGACCACUGUGACCUCCUCCUGGAUGCCAUCGAUGCUCAGCUCGGUCAACUGCAGGUCCAGCCCCACAAACAUCAGGGAAUUUUCAGAAAGCAUGACUGCAGCGAUGCCGCUCCUCUUCAGUGGAGUCGAUCUCUGAGCAAAGACACAGGCCUUGGAAGUACAACUCAGACAAAUGACACACCCAUGUCUUGUCUUGAUUUAGUACAAACUCCGACGAUGAAGCAAAAAUUUGAGAGGAACACAGGCUGCAGGGGAGGUGCUGACACUCAUGAGGACACUAAGAAGAGGUUUGACAGAAGAUCAAGAAACAAAGAGGAAAUGGAGUCUCGGAGAGAGGAGGUCAUCUGGAGACUCGAGAGGCUGCUUGGGGACACUUGUGAGGAGGACACAAUGCCAGGAGAAGCACACCCUCUUUCAGACAGUGUCUGCACUGAGGACUUUGUCAGGCGCUUCGAUGAAGAAAUGGUGGAAGUGGCAUUACCAGAGAGUCAUUUUCAACAGCAAGACAAAAGAGAAGAGGCUGAGAGGACAGAGACCUCUGACAGUGACACUCGCCAGAGUGAACAAAAAGGACAAAGUGUUCUUCAUUUCAAAAGACGAGGAUCAGUAACACUGGGGAAAAGUAGUAAAGAUGCAGUGACUGCUCACUAUUCCCUGUCAAACUACCCAGCUCCACGGAAGGAAGUGGACAAGUGUCUUUCAAAUAACUUUGGAGUGAAUACAUCACAUAGUGAGAAGGCACCACAGAGGCUCGGUGACGAUUGCAGCCUCUCACACAGAGCAGUGGUUGUAACAGAACAUGAGAGCAAACAACACAACAGAUGCUGUUCUCCUGAGGCCAGGUGCCUGGCAGUGACUGGAGGUUGCAUGUUUUUUACAGGAGUACCUGUGAGGAGUUUUGACUCUGUGUCCAUUGCAAGUGACCUGGACUCAGUCGGCACAGAGCAAGUCAGACAGCACAUUCACACACGGCCGGGAUGGCGCUCUCUCCUUCAGUCAGUCACGGGCGUGGAUGAUUACUUAACUAACCAGACUGACGAUGACACACCCACACAGGAAGAAAGUGAGCCUCAGUCUACAUCAGUCAACAGAUCCUCUUUUGGCAAUUGCCAAAAAAGAAAACUUCGGAAAACUCAGCAUAAAAAGAGAGAAAGUUGCAGACUCAAGUUCUCUUUGGGACACAACGACAAAGACACAGAUGAGGACAUUUCUGACAGGACAUCAGAGAAAAUACAGUGGACCAAAAUGAAAGAGCAGCUCACUAAUCUCUGUCAAAAAUGUGAGAACGAGGAGGGGACACUCAGGUUGAAGAGGACUCAGUUAAAAGACGUUGAGCUCUGCCUUUCUGAACUUCGGCAGAGAAGAAAGCAUGCCUUGCAGGAAUUAGAGCGAGUGACUGCACAGAGAGCACAGAUGGAGAAGGAGAAGAAGACUAUGGAGUCCAGUCUGAGAGACAGCAGGGUAGAGAGAGACUCUCUCAGCUGCCAAGUGGAAAGGUUGCAGAGACAAAGAGAUUCUUGUCUCCAUGAGAUCAGAGACAUGGAGGAAGAACUUGAAACUCUGAGUCAACGUCAGAAGACCCUAAAGGAUGGAUCCUGCUCGAAGAACAAUGUCAUCAUGUCAGUGCUGGAGAGGGAGGAGAUGGAGAGACAGCUGGACAGUGCCAAAACUGAACUGUUUGCUGAGCAGAGACGUGCACGAGAGAAGCUAGAGUCCAUGCAAGAGAAUUUGGAGCAGACUCGUGAGGAACUCCAGAGGGCCACAGAGGCAGAGAGCUCACUGAGGAACAGAUGUGUUUGUCUGGAGCAGAAACAGAUCCAGAAAAAGGAGCAGAUUGAGGCACUUGAGGUUCAAGUAAGCGAGCUGCAGGUUGAACUGGGAGAAUGUAAGAUCAGGGUGGGUACUCUGGAGAAGAUGUUGGCCCAGAAGGAGCUGCAGCUGCUGGAUUUCCAGGAACAACAAGGGGCCUUACAAGCAGAGAGAGACGGACUGAAGGGGGAGCUACAACACCUGAAAAGCCAGCACUACAAAGCAGUGAAGGAAGCCCAGGAACAAACCUACAGAUUGAUGGUUAAACAGCAGGCUGAGGAGGAGAAAGCCAGUGCUUUGAAAGAACACACACUGGUUCUCACGCGAUGCAUUGAUGCAAUGCAAAGUUCCAUUCAGCUAAAAGAAGAAGAGGCAAAGAAUCUAAGGAUCUCUCUGGAGCAGCAGAGGGAGGCGGCAAAGAACCGCAAAGAGGAGCUGCUUAAAGACACCUCUGAAAAGGUGAACAAGGCAAUAGAGGAGAAGAGGAGGAAGUGGGAGGAAGAAAAAGUGGAAGCUGUGAAGGUGCACUGUGGGAUUCUGGAAGAGCAGAACAAAAAGAGCCAGGAAAGCAUGAGGAGUGAGACGCAGCGAGAGAAGAGUAGAGCACAAGCUCUUCAACAUAAAGUGUUGGAACUAAAAACAAGGAUGCAGGAGUUGGAGAGUGAAAGCUGUGCACAGCAGAGAGAGCAGGAGUGUUUGCUGGCUGUUAUUUGUAAAUCACUGAAAGAGGAGCACCAGGCUGAGCUGCAGAGGUUGAAGAAACAGAUGGCACAGGAGAACCAGAGGACGGUGCUGCAGCUUGAGAAGGCUUCUCAGCUGGCAAAGAAAGAGGCUGACAGGCUCCAGGUGACGCUGGAAGAAAGGGAACGAUGUUACAACAGAAUCACUGCUGAGCUGGACCAGCAGCAGAGACGCUGGGCCCAGGAGCUGGGAGCAGAGUGCCAGCAUGUGCAACUCUUAGUGGAACAGAGUGGAGCCAGACAAAGAGCUGUGCAGCUGCCUGCCAGUCCGACAGUAGCUGAGGCUCUUACAACCCUGAGAGCACUGAGAGAGCAGCUGGAGCAGUGGAUUAUCCAUCUACACCAGGAGCUGGGUUCACAGAAGCAAACUACUGAGCAGCUGAGAAAAGACAAGGAGAGAGAAUUGAGCGCCCAGAGGCAGCAGCUUAGGGUGGAGAGAGAUAGAGCCUUAGACUCUGUGAAGGAGCGUCUCAUUCAGGAGCACAUUGAGGAGUUGAGCGGCUUGAACAGGGCUCAGCUGACUGACGGAGGGGCUGAAGGAGGAGCAGCCGUAUCUCUGCGCAAGCAGUUGAAGGCCAAAGACGUGGAGCUCAGGCAGGUUCAGAGGAGCAUGGCUCAGUGGAAGCAACAGACUGCAGCUCGUCUGGCAUGCAAAUUUGAAGAAGAGCUGACCGCUGAACUGGAAAGGUGCAAGGCAAAGUUGUUAAGAGGAAGAAAAACAUCAAUGACUCGAGGGGAGGGACAGAGAACGUCAGAGAGGCCUGAAGAAGGGAAGACUCUUAGUGUAAAGGAUGCCCAAACUUUAGUUUGCUCUCCCUCCCUCCAUGUGGUGGACUCUGCAGCCUCCCACAGCCCCUCAGACGUGGCUUCAUUUAAGCUCCUGCGUUACCUCCAGAGCAGAGUGAAGCAGCUCCGUCUAGAAAACCAGGCCUACACCUGGAUCUCCUCUCCUCACUCAGCUUCGUUAGAUAUGUCAGAAUCCUCUCUAAGAGCAAUCGCUCAUGGACAAGACAGUGCGGGAAUUCUGACCCAGGCAGCAAUCAGGACAGUCCCAAGUUGAGGAAAUGCUUUACAGAAUGUGCCAAUUAUUAUUAAAGUCUGAUUCUUGAGAAUUUCAAGUUGUUGCAGACCACAGCGAUGAAUCAUUUACUGUCACAUGUGCUUAAGAUUGCAGAUUAACAAGCAGGUCACAGUGACAUCAAUGACCCAACUGACGAGUCAUGAAGUUCAACUCCCUCUUUGUUCAGAAAGUCACAUUUUAUGGUUUACAGUUACAGAUAACUGUGAAUGAGUGAUGACCUGACAUUUUACUACAGACCUGAAGAUCAUGUGAGUUAAGUCAAAUAAUCUCAUAUAGCUGACAGGUCUUUCUCUAGGAAUCCCUUGUGUAAUCAUAAAUGUUGUGUGAAUUUUAAUUGUACAAUAAAAUUCAGUAGGUUUCUAGUUCGAAAAAUUGUCUGUAGCAUCUAGUAUGCCUAAUUCACUUGAAAAUGUUAAAUCUUGAUUUAAACUUUUAAACUGUAAAAGAUUUAAAAGCCAUGACAUUCGCUAUGAAACGUGCAGUAUUUAAUUUUCCAUUUGUUACACUUAUUGAAUUGUUUUCAAUGUCUUGAUUGAUCAUUUGUGGCGGGUCAAUCCUGUGACCGUUACCUAUCCUAAUAUACUGUAUUUAACA